AUGCGCAUACGACAUUAUAUUGUUUGUUCGGCCGUACUGCUUCUGGCAGCUCUGAUUGGUGCCGUUUAUUGUUCCGACUCUCUGUGUGCAGGAGUGUCCUGUGGUAGUCAUGGAUCCUGCUAUGUUGAUCCAGAUUCAAAUUCCCCUCAAUGUUUGUGCUCCUUUGGUUAUUCAGGCGAUGCCUGCGAAACAGCCCCUCCUUCUUGCACUCAAUUUUGUGGACACCACACCCAUUGCGAAUACAAUGAACCUGGUGAUGUAAUCUGUAGCUGCAGCGAUGGAUGGGGUGGUGAACACUGCUCUGAACCUGGAUUGUGGUUCCUCAGCGAAAAUGGUGGCAGUACAUGCAAUGCAACCUGCAGCAACCACGGCUUUUGUUAUUUUGAUAAUUAUGGUAAUGAAGCCUGCAACUGUACCACAGGCUACUCUGGAAAAGAUUGCUCCACUCGUGAUUGUUCCUUAAACUGUGGUGCUCAUGGAACAUGCUCCUUUGACUCUCAAAAUUCGCCCAUUUGCCUUUGUAUUGAUGGAUACACGACCACUGAUCCCUCAAACCCAUGUGCCAGUUGCUCUGGUUCCGGUAAAAUUGUGGACCCUGCUACUAAGGCUUGCAUUUGCGAUCCCUUGGCUGGAUACAUUUCUGAAGGUUCCAGCUGCAUGUGUAACAAAGCUGCUGGGUUCGUUGAAUCCACCAAUGGAACUUGUCAAUGUCCUUCUGGCAUGACCAAUGUGAAAGGAGCUUGUGUGAGGAUAUGCCCACCUAAUUGGAGCGGUGAUAAGUGCGAGCAAUACAAACCUCCUGCUGCGUGCGUAACCGUCCCAAGUGGUGUUCUUUCUCAAUGCUCUGGUAUUGUCAAUUAUGCUGUGCUUAACACAGACUAUGUGGGCAGUCAAACGUUUUCCAGUGUAGACAAGUACAUUGAAGCCUUAAAAACAUCGAUCAAGGCUAGAGACUCUAUAAUCAACGAAACUGCCAACUCGUACAUGCCCAAAUUCCCUACAUGUAAUUCGACAUGUCUUCCAGCCAUGAUAAGGGUUGCAUGUUACGUGAGCUUCAAAUCAUGUAUUGUACAAAAUAUGGUGCCACAGACCCAACCUCUCUGUUUGGAUGCAUGUAAAGCAAUUGGAACUCAGGAAUUACAUAUGGACGCCUCUUCUCAAUGUGCUCUAAUUUCCUCACAAACCCCUACAUGUUUUUAUGGUCCCUAUCUUCCAUCGAACACUACUUGCAAUGGCAUUGCUCAUAGCAAUUCUGCUGUCUGCUCUGGAAGAGGUAAAUGUAUUGGCCAAAAUUUGUGUUCAUGCCCAACAGGAGUUGUUGGUUCAGAUUGUCAAUACUAUGAAUGCUUUGGAAAGAAUGAGACUGAUACUGGAGUCUGUAAUGGAAAUGGAAAGUGUGGUGGUCCAAACAAUUGCCAAUGUAAUGAUAAGUUCACUGGUAUGCAGUGUGAUGUUCCAAUGUGUAACGGUAGAUCUCAAGUAGAAGGAGGAUGUUCUUUCCGUGGUACUUGUGGCUCUGACAAUGUGUGUAAAUGCAAUAACAAUUAUGAUGGCCCAUCAUGUAGAGCAUGUAAGGCUGGUUAUACAGGCAUUUUCUGUGAAGUUCCUAUUUGCUCAGGUAUUCCAGCAUCUGAUCCAAGUGUUUGUGGUGGAAGAGGUAAAUGUAUUGGUCCAAAUACUUGCUCGUGUAUUUCAGGAUAUAAUGGAACGAGCUGUCAAACCUUUGCUUGCAAUGGUGUUGAUAGACUCGACGCUAAUGUUUGUUCAGGAAAGGGCAAAUGUGUUUCUCCAAACGUUUGUGUAUGCUCUGGAAAUUAUGCAGCAAGCAGUUAUUGCAGUUCGUGUACGAAAGACUAUGAUGGUGAUAAGUGUACCAAUCAAAUUUGUAAUGCUGCUACAACAUGCAGUGGUCAUGGUGUAUGUAAUGCUCUUGCAUGCUCCUGUACUGGAAACUGGGAAGGUAAAUAUUGCGACAGAUGUAAAGCCGGUUACACAGGAUCCGAUUGCCAAUAUCAAUGCACUGCCAGCAAGUGUAACAAUAGAGGAAGUUGUAACGAUACAGGUGGAUGUACUUGCAAUGCUCAUACCACUGGAUCAUACUGCGAAUCUUGUGAAAGUGGUUGGUAUGGUGCUAAAUGUGACUUUAAGGUUAUGGACGCAUUUAGUUUCUCCACGAUGGGAGAUGUCAUCACUGGCACUGUAUACUCUUCUAUUAAGGCUCCAAUUGGGUGUGCUGAUCUAGUCAAAUCUAGUUCUUUAGCUUCUCUCGGAAAGGGUGCCACUUGUUUGCUUGAUUCUUCUCGAAAUGAGUUCCAAAUUAUUUUGGGUGCAGGAGCUACCAUUGGUAUUGGUUCUACUCUGACCUUGGGUUUGUAUCCUAAGUCUGGUGAUUCUGAAACUGUAACUGUGACCGUUACUAGAGGUUCCUAUCAAGCAAUCGCUCCAAGUGCUGUUCUGGUGGCCGAUAAAUAUCUUGUCACGAAGGGAUGUGGUAAGAUUUACCUUGAUGCCUCAGCAUCAUCCUCAUUGGACAGACGUAAGCUCAAUUUUGCAUGGUCUGCUAUUGUUACACCAACCACUGACGACCAGAGUACUUUGGACAGUAUCAUUGCCUCUCAAGCAUCUCUCUCAAGAAUUGUUAUCGAUUCCACUAGUUUGAGUGUUGGUACAUACACUAUGCAAGUUGUAGUCGCAAGUACCUUCACCUCAGACUCUAUUGCUACACAAACCAUUUCUUUUGAAGUUACAGAGGCUUCUGUUCCAACAUUGAGCGUUAGAGAAGGUAUUGCAAGCUCAGUUACCAUCGGCAAACUCUCUGUGAUCACUCCAAUGGUCACCAUUCCAAAUAAGGCUUGCUACAAAGGAAGUGGAGCAGUUUCAUAUUCUUUCAAGAUUGAUUCUUCAAAGACCUCUACAACCUUUGACGUUGUUCAAGAGAAUGGAUUAUUGGUUUUCGGUCCUCGUCGGACUGUUCUUCCAGCAGCCGGUGAUUAUUUCUUCACUGUCACGGCUAGUCAAAGCGGUGCUCAAAACGUUACUCUUCCAUUCAAGGUCACUGCUGCUGCUCUUCCAUUGAAGGUUUCAUUCACUGUUGGAGACUUUGCUCAAGCCAAGGACAAGCCAGUAACUCUUGCUGUAAAGCGACUUGAUCCAAGUAAUCCAUCCAGCACCGAUGGAACAGUGUCAGUGUCUUGUGUUAAUUUGGACACUUCCAAUGCAUGCUCUGGAUUCCCACAAGACAUUUCCUCAACUCUCUCGUUGUCUGUGGCUUCCAUGGAUCCAGCUUUGUACAGAUUCACUGCCACUUACUCAAAGUCUGACGGAAGAUCAUCCUCUGCUUCUGUCAAGGUUAAUGUUCUCGAUCAAACGAGCUCAACAGUUCUCAAAGCAACAAUUGUUCCACAAGAAGGUGUCGACUUGAGUGUUGUGGAUUCGUCUAAAACAUUAAUUUUGGGUCUCAAGCUGUUGGAUCGACAAAUUCUUACAAAUAAGAAAGUUGUCACUUGGUCCUCGGCUGAUUUGGACUUUGUUUCUGCCUCCAUUGCAACAGACAAGAAUAUUUUACAAAUCCCAGGAUCCUUAUUGUCACCAGGUGCCUCAUACACAGUUACAGUUACAGUCACUGACACGGUUGUCGUUGGUGGUGAAACCAUUACAAAGACUGGAAGUUCUGACGUUACCUUUACAGUGAACUCUCCACCAACUGUUGGUGUUUUGGAUGUUUCUCCUUCCACAGGUGUUGCUCUUGUUGACGACUUUAAGAUUGCUUGCGAGAAUGGUUGGACAGAUCCACAACUUCCAUUAACCUACGAGUUUAGAACCAGACUUGACAGUGAAACGACAUGGAACAUUAUUUCUCAACGAUCAACUACAAACUCCAUUUCGACCAAGCUCGGUAAAGUGGGAACCAUGUAUGUAAAGGCCGUUGUGUACGAUGCCUUAGGAGCUGCUUCUGAACUCGAAACCACCGUGACUGUUACUAGGCCAAGCACUGAAGCUACACUGAACGCCAUUGCAUCAUUUGCUGACCAAACCUCAGCUACUUUGUCUGACAGCUCUGCUGUAUUGGAAAUGAUUGGUAGUGUUGACCUUAAUAGCAUCACUGAUCCAGCACAAAAGGCCAAGGUCACUGCUGCUGCUGAAAAUACCAUCACCAACUUCUUGACUGCAACCACUAAGGAAGAAGCAAUUACCAGCCAAAGCGAGCAAACCACAACUGCAACUAUUUCUCUAAUUUCUGCUGCUACCAAGAGCAUUGACAAGAUUUCAGACAACACAGUCUCGUUGGUUGGUAACGUCUUGUACGCAUCUACUAAGGGUGUUGCCGACUCGAGCACUAUCAACAUUAACUCUGACCAAGUUGAAUCUUCGCGCAAGUCAGCUGACUCUGUUUACAACCGUGUCUCAACCAAUGUUGCUUCCAGAAUGACCCGUGCUUUUACAAAGACUGAUCUUGCCAAUGUAAAGGGUGUCUAUGAUAAUCUUGCACUUGUCCAAGUCAAGACCAACGUUGCUGACAUGCCCGCUACUGUUGUCACUGGUGCCGAUUCAUCUGUUUCUUAUCUCAGAAAGGUUUCGCUUUCCACUCUUAAUGCUCUUGCUGCCAAUGUGAGCGGUCUUAAUUCAUUUACUCUCGCUUCAGACAUUGCUUCUUCGAAUGCAUUGUCAUCACUAGAGGAGGUCAAUGUUAAAGUGAAGGUUUAUCCAAGCUCGGUUACUCAAGCUGCAACAAAGGCCAUUGAGUUGUCCAUCACUUCCACAUCGAACAGUGCUGUAGCCAUUUCGGGAACUAGUAGUGUUGCUUCCUUGUCUCUCGCACGAUUGAAUUCACGUGCUGCUUCUGCAUUGGUUUGUCAAAAAUGGGACGGUACCUCUUUCGUCAAGGACACAACCUGUGCAGUGUCUGCCUCGUCCACAAGUGUUACGUUGGAUGUUAAAAGUACUGGAGUGUAUGUAGUGGCAACGGAGACUACUCCUGUUAGCAGUCCAAAGACAAGUACCAGCAAGCAAGUGAGCAGUGCUUCGUCGUGGACUAUGUCCGUUCUUGCUGUUGUGGUGAUGUUCGUUUCCGCAUUGAUGAUGUAA
Molecule: messenger RNA, 5085 nt
Organism: Naegleria lovaniensis
Lineage: Eukaryota; Heterolobosea; Eutetramitea; Acrasida; Naegleriidae
Exons: 1
Coding region: 1-5085 (1694 amino acids)
Source: RefSeq, a predicted model, not a curated record